This is a messenger RNA of Pseudophryne corroboree (corroboree frog), 1253 nucleotides long. RefSeq names its product homeobox C9 (gene HOXC9). The coding region runs from base 26 to 814 and encodes 262 amino acids. Gene Ontology annotation, molecular function: DNA-binding transcription factor activity, RNA polymerase II-specific; RNA polymerase II cis-regulatory region sequence-specific DNA binding. The transcript is spliced from 2 exons. Lineage: Eukaryota; Metazoa; Chordata; Amphibia; Anura; Myobatrachidae. Gene Ontology annotation, cellular component: nucleus. The record is from RefSeq and is a predicted model, not a curated record. Gene Ontology annotation, biological process: proximal/distal pattern formation; regulation of transcription by RNA polymerase II; DNA-templated transcription.
AUGAAUGUAAAAAGAAGAGGAAACAAUGUCUGCGUCUGGUCCUAUCAGCAACUAUUAUGUGGACUCUCUAAUCAGCCAUGAGAGUGAAGACCUCUUGGCUUCCAGGUUCCCAACCACUGGGGCUCACCCAGCUACUGCCAGACCAUCAGGAUUAGUGCCGGACUGUGGGGAUUUUCCUUCCUGCAGCUUUGCCCCGAAGCCUGCAGUGUUCACCACCUCCUGGGGUCCUGUGCAUUCCCAGUCCUCAGUGGUGUACCAUCCGUACAGCCACCACCAGCCACACUUGGGCGCUGAUGCCAGAUAUAUGCGCACUUGGCUGGAGCCCAUCUCAGGGACCGUGUCUUUCCCAGGGUUUGCAGCAGCCAGCAGCAGGCACUACGGGCUGAAGCCUGAUGCUUUCCCCAGCAGGAGGGAGUGUGGCCCCGGUGAUGGCCGCAGCUAUCCGGAUUACAUGUAUGGAUCCCCCGGCGACCUCAGAGACAGGCCACCCCUGCACACUAUCCCCUCCCCGGAGUCCGAGGGCAUACUCUCCAGCAAACACAAAGAGGACAAGUCUGAAUUGGACCCGAAUAACCCAGUGGCAAAUUGGAUUCAUGCUCGUUCCACGAGGAAGAAAAGAUGUCCUUAUACAAAAUAUCAGACUUUGGAACUCGAAAAGGAGUUUUUAUUUAAUAUGUACCUAACCAGGGACCGGCGUUAUGAGGUCGCUAGGGUGCUAAAUCUCACUGAACGGCAAGUUAAAAUUUGGUUUCAAAACAGAAGAAUGAAAAUGAAGAAAAUGAAUAAGGAGAAAAGCGACAAGGACCAGCCCUGAAGAAUAAAACACACACACUUAUCGAUAACCUCGUUAUAGCAGAUAUGUGAAGAAAACAUUUUGUUAUGGGCUCAAGCAUUGCCUAAUAAAAUAAACUUCUAAUGACUAUGAAUGUGGAGAUCUGUGUUUAGAGUAGAUAUAAACACACACGCAUUUUGAAAGCACACGCUUUUUAAAAAUGCAGUUCAAAUGUUUCUCUUCUCUGUCUUUAAGGAUAAAAAAAUACAACAAAAAAGAAAAUACAAGAAAGUACUUGAAUAUUUUUUUUUAGUAUUUUAUUUUGUAACUUAUACUUAUCCAGUGUUAAUUUUUAUUUUAAGAAGUUUGUGAGUGCAUAUUUUGUAUAAUUCAAAUCAGAAAUUACCAGUAUGUUUUGUUAUAGUAUUGAAAGUCUCUUGGAUGUAUAUAUUUAUGUAUUUUAUUCUUGUCACAAAAAAAU